This is a messenger RNA of Conger conger (European conger), 1560 nucleotides long. It is a transcript of the gene fbxo5, whose product is annotated as F-box protein 5. Lineage: Eukaryota; Metazoa; Chordata; Actinopteri; Anguilliformes; Congridae. The record is from RefSeq and is a predicted model, not a curated record. Gene Ontology annotation, molecular function: protein binding. Bases 183 to 1241 code for a protein of 352 amino acids. The transcript is spliced from 5 exons. Gene Ontology annotation, cellular component: nucleus. Gene Ontology annotation, biological process: regulation of mitotic nuclear division; negative regulation of meiotic nuclear division.
UGGCUGUACUAUUUGGCUGCAAAUUUCAAACUACAUAACUGGCGCUUUUUCAGUCCUGCAAUUCAAUGAUACUAGUCAGGUAACAAAACUCAGAGGCUUCGCGCGAAAAUAAUUAACUUAAAAGGGUCUUAAAGAAACUUAAAGAAAAAGUAAAGAUUGUAUAAAUAAAUAAAUAAAUAAAUAUGAAAAGCCCUUUUGCCAAGCCGGAGGUCCCUCCAAUCCCUAAAAUGGAGCAUUGUGACAAGGUGUCAGACCAGACUUCACCCAAAAAGCCUCCUCCGGUAUGCGGGACAGCCCUGAAACCGUCCUGCGUGAAGGCCAUAACUUUCGACUCCUGCGAGGACCUGAGCUCCCUGAACAAGGAGAACCGCGCGGCGUCGCCGUCGUGCAGCCUGCUGGGCUGCGGGGAGCUCCAGGAGGACAGCGGCUACGUUACGCCGGUCCUGGGCGGCGGCGGCUGCUCGCCCGUGGCCGCCGUUUUGCCGGCGGAGCCCAGCCCGGCGGAGCCCAAGCUCCCGGCGCUGCAGUUCCAGCGCGCCGUGUGCCGGGAGCUCCGCAAGGGCUUCCAGAGGACCGGGACGUACGACUGGGCGGUGGUCCACGCCCUGGCCGGGCAGUUCGGCCUGCACAACGUGGUCGGGGGGGAGAUGGGGCUGGAGCACUUGGACGUCCUCCAGGGCCUGCUGGAGAAAGGCAUGCGGCACAUCCUGACCUGGAUCCUGGCGCUGCUCGACGACGUCGACCUCGUGAACUGUAAGCGGGUGAGCAGGGCGUGGCGGAGGGUGAUCUCCGGGGACCCGCGCGCACAACGCCGCUGCUGGGAGGCGGAGCAGAGGCUGCGGGACUCCAGGAAGCUUGGGGCUCCUCUGUCCCGGAACCUGACCGUCAGCAGGGGUGUGUUCACGCCCCUGCAGCACCUGGCCUCUACCCCCAUACAGACGCCUCAUCGCCAGGUCGCGCAGCGGGACCGCUUCCUGGAGUUUCAGGAGGUGGCCGGCUCUCUGAAGCAGCACGAGGCGCUGCGGUCCUGUCAGCGGUGCCGUUCCCCGGCGCUGGUGGACUCCGCCCUGCGUCGGGCCGCCUGCACGCGGCAGAGCUGCGAGUUCGUCAGCUGCACGCUGUGCCACGCCUCCUACCACGGCUCCGCCCCCUGCCCCAGCGCCCGCCGGUCCCCCGGCCAAUCCCACGCCACCCCCCGCCCCGGCCGCGCCCCCUGCAAGCACACCCUGCGCCGCCUCUGAGCUGCUCUUAUACCCCCACGCGUUUUAGCCUUUUAAAUAUUUAUUCAGUCUGAUGCGUUUUAGCUGCUGUCGGAACAGAACGGGGUCCGUUCCGCUGAUCCAGGGUUAUCGGACAGUAUCCCUGGACUGGAAUGCCUGCUGGAUUCAAAAAGAACCAAAACGGACUGCUGUGGUGCUUGUAAAUUUCUGAAAAUAUCAGUUUUUAUGAACAUUUUUUUAUGUUUGUCAAAUAUAAUAUUGUCUCUGUUCUGUCCCUUUUCAUUGUAAAAAUGUAAAUAUUGAAAAUUGUUCAACUCAAUAAAGCUUACUGAAAUUCAAA